Poecilia latipinna (sailfin molly) is the source of this 726-nucleotide messenger RNA. RefSeq names its product involucrin-like. The transcript is spliced from 4 exons. The coding region runs from base 241 to 726 and encodes 161 amino acids. The record is from RefSeq and is a predicted model, not a curated record. Lineage: Eukaryota; Metazoa; Chordata; Actinopteri; Cyprinodontiformes; Poeciliidae.
GCUCUGGUUCCCCAGCAGAAGGUUCACUAUCUGAAGGCUGGACAUCUGAAGGCUGGACAUCUGAAGGCUCGACGGCUGAAGGCUGGACGGCUGAAGGCUCGACGACUGAAGGCUGGACAGCUGAAGGCUCGACGACUGAAGGCUCGACGGCUGAAGGCUGGACGGCUGAAGGCUCGACGACUGAAGGCUCGACGGCUGAAGGCUGGACAGCUGAAGGCUCGACGACUGAAGGCUCGACAAAUGAAGGCUCGACAGCUGAAGGCUCGCCAGCUGAAGGCUCGACAUCUGAAGGCUCGACAAAUGAAGGCUCGACGGCUGAAGGCUCGCCAGCUGGAGACUCGACAUCUGAAGGCUCGACAAAUGAAGGCUCGACGACUGAAGGCUGGACAGCUGAAGGCUCGACAGCUGAAGGCUGGACGGCUGAAGGCUCGACGACUGAAGGCUGGACAGCUGAAGGCUCGACAGCUGGAGACUCGACAUCUGAAGGCUCGACAAAUGAAGGCUCGACAGCUGAAGGCUCGCCAGCUGGAGACUCGACAUCUGAAGGCUCGACAAAUGAAGGCUCGACAAAUGAAGGCUCGCCAGCUGGAGACUCGACAUCUGAAGGCUCGACAAAUGAAGGCUCGACAGCUAAAGGCUCACCAGCUGGAGACUCGACAUCUGAAGGCUCGACAAAUGAAGGCUUGCCAGCUGAAGGCUCACCAGGUGGAGACUCUGGCUUGCUAG